GUCACUUCCACUGCGGAUGUUGCAGUUUUGUAGUUCCUGUGUAGUUGACCUGUCAGCGUUGUAGUACAAGCUGUCACUGCUGAAAUUUUGUAAGUUCGUCGCGGUGUUGCAGUUUUCUCCAGCAGCACAUCGAGCAGCAGAGUGUUGGACACACAGAUCUGUUCGUGUUUAACGUUGUUGCUGCUGUCAGCUGACCGGCGAGCUAACGGCUAAAGUCGGCUAGCACACAACAAACUCAACUGCUAGCUUGCUAGCUAGCAUCGACUGUAGCUAGCAGCGUAAGCUUCCUUUCUGGGCUUAGCUAGCCGGGAUACUGGCAGUGCAAGGAUAGGAAGCCGCCCACUCCUGCAGAGCAGCAUUCCGGGAAAAAAGAGUGAACGAUGGAAGCUCAGAGCUCUAGUGGACUGCUGCUGUCCAGAAAGAGAAGGAGAGAUGGCUCCAAUGGCGAGACGGAGGAGGGAGAGAGGCUUGGGAAAAUCCCCAGAUGUACUGUGGGAUUGAAGCACCCUGCCCCUUUCGCAGAUGAGCUUGAGCCGGCUGACGGUACACCCUACGAGAGAGUUAACAUGGAAGAGGCCAAGAGGGGAACACCCCCUGACAGACCGGUGCGGGUGUAUGCAGAUGGUAUCUUUGACGUUUUCCACUCAGGACAUGCCAGAGCGCUCAUGCAGGCGAAAUGCCUCUUCCCAAAUACACACCUCAUUGUUGGAGUGUGCAGUGAUGACCUCACCCACAAAUACAAAGGCUUCACAGUGAUGAAUGAGGAUGAGCGCUACGCUGCCAUCAGACACUGCCGCUACGUGGAUGAAGUGGUGCGAAACGCUCCCUGGACGUUAACGCCUGAGUUCCUUGCGAAACAUAGAAUUGACUUUGUGGCUCAUGACGACAUCCCAUACUCCUCGGCAGGCAGUGAUGACGUGUACAAGCACAUUAAGGAAGCUGGAAUGUUUGCUCCAACCCAGCGGACAGAGGGCAUCUCCACCUCUGACAUCAUCACACGCAUAGUCCGUGACUAUGACGUGUACGUCAGACGCAACUUGCAGAGGGGAUACACAGCAAAGGAGCUCAACGUCAGCUUCAUAAAUGAGAAGAAGUAUCACCUGCAGGAGCGCGUGGACAAGGUUAAGAGGAAGGUCCGUGACGUGGAGGAGAAGAGCAAAGAGUUUGUCCAGAAGGUGGAGGAGAAGAGCAUCGACCUCAUCCAGAAAUGGGAGGAGAAAUCAAGGGAGUUCAUCGGCAACUUUCUGCAGAUGUUUGGCCCUGAGGGAGCUCUGAAACACAUGCUGAAAGAAGGAAAAGGCCGCAUGCUGCAGGCCAUCAGCCCCAGGCAGAGCCCCAACAGCAGCCCGACUCGAGAGGAGCGCUCCCCGUCCCCCACCUUCCGCCUCCCUUUCUUCACUAAAACCUCCCCGCCUCCCUCGCCUCCUUCCCACCACAGCGGGGCCCGCGGAUACCUCAUCAGCGAUGAUGAUGACGAAGAUGAUGAAAACUAGAGCGUUUAUGACUUCCUUGCUCUUUUCUGGGCCUCAGUCAGUUUUAUCUGAUCUGUCAAGGAACGCAAUUUUCACCAAGCUCCUGCUUCCAUAUUCUUUCUGUUGUUUAGGAUUUUACUCUGACCUUUAGCGCGUCAGUUUCACUUUAACCAUGACAGCCAGUCUCCCCCACAGUUUUUGAUUUUAACAGCCAGUUUUACUCUUUUUGUUUUUGUGUAACGGUCAGUAAAGUUUCCACUAGUCACCUGAGUUAUUUGAAAGCUAGUUUAAUUUGUCACAGUCACUUUUGAUGUUGAGUUUUUUUAAGCCCCUCACUGUGGAUUAGGAAUACGUGUGGCUAUUAUACUCCGUAUUCUUAAAAGUGGCGUUCUAGUGAGGUAAAAGAUCUUGUUUAUGUUUUUUUCACAGCUUUCUUUAGCAGGAGGGCUCCCAGGUUGUUUUGGUCACAUGUUGGAUCAGCACAUUGAGUUUGGUGUGGGAGAGGUUAGCUGAAACCUCGCAGAGACACUGUUAUAUGGAUAUCUGUGGUGGGAAGUUUUUCUAGAGCAGGUCAGGAAAACUGGACAUUCUAAUGAUCUGCUCAUGCCGGGCGGUUUAUAAUCUGCUCGUACUAACAACAAAUCAACUUGUCUUUUUAUUUGAAAUAACAGCGGGGACUCCAGAUUACAAUUUGAGCUGACUCUGAGGAUUAAGUGUUAAAUGUCCUUCUAAACAGCAGCUUUUUUCCCCACGUUUGUUCGCCUGCUUUGGGGCUGCAAGUGUCUGUGUGUAUGUGCAUGUCAUGUUUUUGCGUGCAAGCUCCUGCGUCGGCAUGUUUGAAAUGUCUCUUGUCAACAUACUUCAUCUGUUGAUGGACCUGGGUUCAGCUUUCAUUAAUAGUAACAAAUUAACUCUUAAACGUUCAGUCCUCAAAGGAUGAAUUUCAAACUGGAUGUGGUGUUUGAGAAAGUCGUGACCCGUUUAAAUAUGGAUGUGGAAAUACUUAUUUUUGUAGAAGUUCUGUCCUUUCUUUCGCCUCUGUACAGAAAGUGAUCUUAGUCGUCCCUGUUUAGAAGUGCUUUACAGGCUGAGCAGUGGAUCAACAUGAUGAGAGAUAGAGGAGUUCUAUGUAUUUUUGUAGUGCAGACCCUGCGUCGCCUGGGCCUGUUAACAAAUAAUAAACUUCAUCUGAAACACAAGAUUACAGUAUGAAGUAUUACAUCUUUGCAGUGACCAAAGAACUCUUCAAACACCCUACUACACCCUAUGAGCACAUGACUAAAGCCUGCAGCACACAGAGGGCAGAAUAUAAAGGAUGAACCUAAUAUUUUUCAAAAUCCUCAUCAGUCCAGUUUGUCAGAUUACCCUGUAUGGUGUGAGGGAUCCAUUUUUCUGCACCAAUGAGACUCUGGAACAACAUUUUCUGUUUAUAGCUACCUCCUUCCUCCCCAUUUCUGAAGACGAGCACAAAGUUAGAGUGUUUCUUCCUCCCUUCUGAACUGAGCCAUUGUUGCAGCACUGACGUAACACGACUGGGUCGAAUAUUUUAGAUGUUUUCCGGCUGUUGUGUGCAUCUCCAUUGAUUCAGCAUGUCUUGUGUUUUCCUUGUAUAACCGUCAAAAAUUGUACCAUCGCAGGUAAUCUGAAGAUGAACCGCAUUACUGUCAGAUGAGUCAAAUGUUAAUGUUGGCAGAUGUCAGAUUGAUCUGUUAUAGGCUCAGUCUCCAGAAAGAACUUGUCAAAGUUGUUGGGACAAAGACUCCUUCUGUUCCUGUGUGUUAAAAUCAGAUUUCAACGUUGGAAAAUCACUGCUCACAGUCAUUAAAUCCAACUUUUGGUACAAGAGUACAGUGAGUGUAUAAUUUGCUGCAGAAAUCCAGCCUAGAUUUUGGUGCUACGCUACUUUUUCUGAAGUCUCACCUUGAUUCUUGUGGAAUCUCUUCCUUUAAAUCAGUGUGAACUUCUCAUGAACAGCAUGUCCACGAUACGAGUUCAUAGUGGGAAAGGCUCGAGUGGCAGGCCUAUAGCAGCCACUACUGCAAGAUACAAAUGUAACUGUUUUUAACAGCAAGUGUUUUAAUCCUGUUUUAUUUCACUGUUUGGGUUUAUUUUUGUUUUAUGUCCUGGAUGUAGAGGAAAAGCAAGACAGGAAUAAUGUAUUAAAACAUGUUGGCCAAAGUA
Messenger RNA from Notolabrus celidotus (New Zealand spotty), 3653 nucleotides. RefSeq names its product phosphate cytidylyltransferase 1, choline, alpha a (gene pcyt1aa). NCBI's taxonomy places the organism in Eukaryota, Metazoa, Chordata, Actinopteri, Labriformes, Labridae. The record is from RefSeq and is a predicted model, not a curated record. Gene Ontology annotation, cellular component: endoplasmic reticulum. Gene Ontology annotation, molecular function: choline-phosphate cytidylyltransferase activity; phosphatidylcholine binding. The transcript is spliced from 9 exons. Bases 381 to 1493 code for a protein of 370 amino acids. Gene Ontology annotation, biological process: CDP-choline pathway.